Messenger RNA from Dermatophagoides pteronyssinus (European house dust mite), 5731 nucleotides. RefSeq lists its product as uncharacterized. The record is from RefSeq and is a predicted model, not a curated record. NCBI's taxonomy places the organism in Eukaryota, Metazoa, Arthropoda, Arachnida, Sarcoptiformes, Pyroglyphidae. Gene Ontology annotation, cellular component: cytoplasm.
AAAAUUUUCCUGGAAAGUUUCCCGGAAAGUUUCUUUGAAAAAAUAAUUUUCAAAAAAAAUCUGAAUUUCUCCCAUAAUAAUAAUAAUGCCAUUCAGUAUAAAAAGAUUUGCUCAUCUUCAUCGUAGUCAUUCACUUCAACAACAGCAACAACAACAAUCGCAAUCGCAGCAAUCGCAACCGCAAUCAAAAAAAGGUUCCACUAAAAUUACCGCCACCGGUGUACAAAAAUCCAAAGCGGAUAGUGGUGGUGGUAAAUUGGAAAAUCUUCACCCCACCACCCCCACCACCGCCGCCGCAUCAUCAAACAUAUCAACAUCAUCGAAAAAAACAACGAAAUCCAAAUCCAAAUCCGCAAAUCUUAAACAUCAAUCAACAAUACAAUCACAAGAUGGUGAUGAUGAUGGUAAUAUUGAUGAUAAUCAAAGACAUCAACAACAGCAACCAUCAUCGAUGUCCAAUCAUCAAAUGAUGGCCAUUGAUAAUCAAUUAUCAACAGCAAAUUUAAUGAUAAUGUCACCACAAUUACAACAACAUCAUCAUAAUUUUAAUCAUCCGCUACAACAAUCGCAGCCGCAACCGCAAUCGCAACAACCAAGAAAUAUCGUUCACGUUCCACCAAGUUUUUUACUUUGUAAUCAACCACCACCAUCAUAUCAUCAAGCUGCCGCCGCAUCCAAUACCACUGUACAAUCAAUUUCAAAUUCAAAAUCAUUUGAUACGGGUGUUACAAAUGAAAUAUAUCGUUUAGCAACAAAUCAAUCAAAUGUCAACUCUAGUCAGGCAUUAUUACGUAAUCGAAUAAAAUUACAACAACAGAAUUUAGCACGUUCAUAUCUUUAUCAUUCAUCAUCGUUGGAUUUAGAGCCAUCGACGACAUCGUUCGAUCAUCAACAUCGAUCAACACCGCCACCAUCAACGAUAUCAACACAAUCAUCACCACCACCGCCACCAACAAUAUUACCAAGAAAUCCAAAACGUGUACAUUAUGCAAAUCAACCGAUAACAUUUAGUAAAUCAUUGACAACAGCAGCAAAUUGUGAAAGUCCAAUGUUAUCAUCAAUAACAACAACAACAACAACAGCGACAACAACAACAACAACUGGAACAACAACAACAAUAAAACCAUUACGACCGGCAAUAUUACCAAGGCAAACAUCAACAACAACACCAAUCAUACAAACAAAACCAAUACAAAUUCAAACAACAACAACGACAACAACAAAUUUGGCGGGAAAAUUUUCAAAUGGUUCGAAUGCAACAUCGACAGCGACAACAACGACAAAUUCUACAGCGAUAAAUGGACAACAACAACAAUCAAUAAGUUUACCACGUGGUGGUGAAGAAGUUUUAAUAAAUGGUGGUGGACAUUAUCAUCAUCAUCAUGGACGAUCAAGAUCAUAUCAAAAACCAUCAGCAACACGUAAUCAUCAUUAUGGUAAACAUUUAUUUACAUCAAGUAGUAUUGAUGUUGCUGUUACAUCGGAAUCAGGAAUCAAAACAGAAAAUCAAUCAAUUAACCGGACAGCAGCUAUUGAUUUGAAUUCGAGCCGAAAUAAGAACAAUAAUGUUGCUACGUCAAAGUCAUCAUCGUCGGCGGCGGCGGCAACGAAUGUUGAUAAAAAUCCUCAAGAAUCAUCAACCGAAUCGAAACAGAAUAAAAUGGUUUCAAACGCCAACAACAACAACAACAAUAGCAAUAAUCAACAACAACAACAACAACAAAAUAGACAACAAACAUCAUCAUCACAACAAUCAAAUCGUUCACAAAGUACAACACCAUUAGAUAGAAAUUAUUUUCAUCAUUUUCAAACAAAAAAUCCAACAAACAGUUGUUUAUUUGAUGAUGAUCCAGGUAUUAUGUCUGAAAUUGAAACAUCAGCAACUGGUUUUAAUCGUCGUCAAACAAAUAAAAUUCGUUCAUCAUUACCAAUCGUACGUACACCAUCCAAAUCAUUAGAUCGUUCAAUGGGUUUAGUUUUUUUACAAUUUCGUAAUGAAACAAAACGUGCAUUAUUACCAAAUGAAAUUACAUCCAUUGAUACUGUUAAAGCAUUAUUUGUUCGGUCAUUUCCACGACAAUUAUCAAUGGAAUAUUUGGAUCAUCCAUCAGUUCGUAUCUACAUUCAUGAUCCAAAUAAAAAUAUGUUCUAUGAAUUAGAAGAUUUACAUGAUGUUAAAGAUAGAUGUAUAUUAAGAAUUUAUGAACAAAGUAUUAAUGGUCCACAACCAGGUGGUGGUAUUAUACAUCAAUCAUUAAUGGCUGCUGCAGCAGCAGCCGCUGCUGCUCAAUCUGGUCAAUUUACUACCGGUGGUCCAGUUAACGUUGGUGGUGGUCAUCAUCAUGAUGGUGAUGGAAAUUAUGGUUAUUUUUCUGAACCAGAAUUUGAUUCUGAAUAUCAAUCACAACAUAUACAUCAACGAAAAAGAUUUCCAUCACCAAUUGUUGGUCAUCAAUCAUUAAUGAUUGGUCAACAACAAACUGCUGCUAAUGCUAAUGCUACUAAUAUACCGCCACAAUCACAAUAUUAUGGUACAAUAAUGUUACCACCACAAUAUCGUUCGGCAACAUUAGGACCACUGCCACCACGUUCCAGUUUUUUUAUCAAUCAAAAUAUUACCGGUGUUGUUCAACCACCAAUACCACCGACUAGAAAUAAACAAUUUGCAAAUUUUUCACAUACAUUACCACGUGGAACACAUCUAAUGAAUCCAAAUCCCGUUUCAGCCGCUAUGAAUCCAUUCGCUCAACCACCACCACCAAAACCACAACGUAAUUUUCCAAAUAAUUCGGUGCCUCAAUCCGGUGGUGAUAUAAUCAUGAUUCAAGGACAUCAAUUAGCUAGAUCGAAUGGUCAAGCUGCUAUAUCAUCAUCAAAUGAAUCAUCACAACAACAACCAUAUAAUCGACCAUUACCCGAUCGACCAUAUUCCGUAGCUGGUCAUUAUCCUAAUUUAGACCGGACAAAUCCUAUUGUUGGUACAACAAGAUUUCAAUUUCAACCAACAACAGCAACAAAUCAACAAAUUUCUGGUGAAUUUUCUGGUUAUUUAUCAUCACCUGAACAUCAUCAACAUCAUCGACAAACAAUACCAACAAAUGCAACAUUAAUAAAUAUUGGACAAUUAAGAGCAUCAUUUGCUGCUGGUGGUCCACCUGGUCAUCCACCACCACCUGGUGGUUAUCCGUCCACAAGAUUAUUUGAUCCAAAUAAUUUAGCUGGAAUUUCAACAACUGCUGUUGUUGGUAAUCCAAAUACAUUUAUCGCUAGACAACAACAGCAAGCCGCAUCUUCAUCGACUUCGAAUGUUAUUGAUGAUGAAGCACGUAUACGUAUGCAAGAAAUGGAAAGAAAAAUUGCCAGUUUAACAAAUGUUGUUAGUAAAGCUUUAACAACUGGACCAAAACCCCCACCACCACCAAAGCCAUCAGCAUUAGUAAAUUAUCGUACAAAUGAAAUGAAUUCAUCAAUAUCAAUUGAUAAUAAUAAUAAUAAUUUACAACAAUUAAGACAAAUACGAAGAAAAGCACGUGAUUUACGACAAGAAAUACGACAAUUAAAACGUUUUACCGUACAACAAAUGAAUAAUGCACGUGAACAAAUGAAAGAAAAUUGUUUGAAAAUUCAACAAACAUUAUCAUUAUUAACGAAACCGAUUGAUGCACCAAUACGUUUAGAACGUAUAAAAAUAAGUAUAAAUUGUGAUUCAUAUAAUGAUGAUGCAAUACGUUUAGAUCGUGAUCUAUUAGAAUUAGAAGCACAAGUAGAAUCAUUACGUUCAAAUGUUAUUAAUCGUCGUUGUCGUGUUAAUAUGUCAAAUGUUGAAUCAAUGGCAUUAAUAUUAUCAAGAGCUUCAAAAACAGUUGCCGAUCUUAAAUCACGUUAUCCAUUACUUGCACAGAAUCUUAAAACAAUUAUGUCAAAAGAAUUACAUGAAAUUGAAAAAGAAGAAAAAUUUUUAAAAGAAGAACCCGAACGUUUAGAACAUUCAUUGAAACGAUGUAAAAAAUUAACCGGUACAUUGGUCACACUAAAACGACUGGCAUCAGUACAAGAACAACGUUCAUCAAAUAACAAUACAUCAUCACCAUCAUCACAAUUAUUACAAACAUCAUCAAGUUUAGAUAAAAAAGAUGGUUCGAUUGAUGAAAAUUUACCGUUAUCAUCAUCUGGUGGUGGUGGUGGUGGACGUGAUCUAUCAUCAUCAUCGACGACAACAACAACAACAUUAGCAACAACAACAACAACGACAACAACAAGGACGAAAAAAAUUCAAGCCUGGCAUCGAAGUGCUCAUUUUCAUCGACCAAUUUUAUGUAGCCAUAAUUAUAAGAUUGAUUUAUAUCGAGGAUUUGCAUCGAUGCCCACCAUUGAAGAACCUAAUUCAGAAAAUUCUAUCGAUGCUGAUGAUGAAUAUGACGAUGAUAAUAAAUCAUCAAACUACAACAACAACAACAAAAAGAACAACAACAACAAGGCUGACAACAACAACAAAAAUUCUGAUAAUAAAACAUUUAAGAAUAAGAGUUUUGAUGCCGAUCUAAUGGAACCGCAUACAAUUAUACAGGUAAUACCGGCAACACCAUCAUCAACUGAUUCAACAAAAACAACUGCAUCAAAUAUGUUGGACAAUCUUUUGGAUGAAUUACAAACAUUUUCUAAACAAUCAAGUAUCGAUUUAUCAUCAUCAUCAUUAUCAAAUCGUUCAUCACCAUUUCAACGUACCGGAUCAUUUCGUAGUAUAAAAUCAUCAUCAAUUAAUAAUAAUAAUGAUGAUUUAGAUUCGGAUACAAUCGUUCGUAAAGCUUCACGAUCAAAAUCAUAUUCAUCAAUUCGUGCUACAUCUGAACCACCGGGUGUACGAUCAAGAAUAUCUUCAAUACCAGAUGGACGAAUUGAUCUGGAUAAUAUUGCAUUAUUAGCAACAAAUUGUGGUAAUGCAGCUGCUGCAACAGCAGCAUUAUUAGAAAAACGUUUUGCACAAUCCAGACAAGAAUUAUUGGAACAAAGACAUCAAGAAUUAUUAUAUAAACAAAAACAAUUACAAGAACAAUAUACUCGAUUACAGCAAUUAAGUAAACGGCCAAUAUCUUCGCAACGUAGUGGUGGUGGCAGUGGUAGUGAUAAUAAUUCUUUUCUUAAUGAUCUGAAAAAAACUGGAUCCGAAAAUAAUAUCGUAUCAAAAUCGGCCAAUCUCACCAAUAAUAAUGAUGUUUUGAUGAUAAACAAUAAUAAUUCAUCAUCGACGAUGAAUAAAAUGAUCAAUAACAGCAACAGCAAUACAAUUAUGAUAAAUCCAACUGUACAUGGAUCAUUACAUAAUAUUAAUGGUACAAAUAAUAAUAAUCGAAAUAUCAAUGAACCAACCGAAAAUGGUAAUAUUAUUAUAUCGGAAAUGACCACAAACACAACAACACAAGUUCGUAAAACAUUCGAAACAGAAAUUCUAUGAACCAAUUAGUGAGAUGCGAAACUAUCGAUUGUUUCGAUUCGAUAUUAUCAUCGCGGAAUUGGUUUUUCUUGUUGAUGAAAAUUUUUGAUUGCUCAAAUCUGAUUUUUUUUUAAUUAUUUCCGAAUUUUUUUCGGUUUCCUUUGUUUUCUCCCAUUCCCAUCGUUUGGAUUGAUUUUUUUGUUUACAUAAAACAGACACACACACUGACAAACCAACAAAACGAGCAACAAAAACAACCAGAGUAAUUUGAUUUUUUUUGUUUUGUUUCUCUUGGAUGUA